AUGGACGAUUGGAUUGACGAUGAUGACGAUGAUGACUUUUUAGAGUCUCUUUCCAACAAACCACCUAGAAGUGCCAACGUUUCUCAUGCUACCCAGGAUUGCUGCGAGAUUGCUAAACCGCAAGAACGAGAUGCAGAAUCUCAACUGCUUAAAGCCCAAGGCGAAGCGAGCAUGCUUCGAGACCGGCUCAAGCUGUUCGAAGCGGAAAAGGAGCAGGACCGAAAAUCACAAUUGCAAAAAAAUGCAGAUAAGAGCACACAACAUCAACAAGAAAUUGACGCUUUAAGAGCGGAGCUGCAAAGACUUGAAGAUGAGAAGAAAUUUCUCACGCUUACUGGCAAGUCUCGCUUGAAAAAUGGAGGGCCUUCAACUACAACGGCUACUCCAGACACGUCAACGGCCUCUCACGAUGGCAAUCAAAGCAGCAACCUAGCGGUAAAGAAGAGGAAGCUUCAAGAGAGUUCUCGCCAACUAGUAAGCCUAAAGGCCAAUCGGGUCAUUUCAGAUGAAGUUAGUCUUUUCGUCCAAUCAGUGAUUUCUCACCGUCUCAAAGACUCGGAGAUGACCACAUUGGACAUUUUAAAUCAUAUAACGUUAGCGGAGGUUCGGCCAUUCAGGUUUCGAGAUUUUGAAAUUGCCAGCGGCGACCCAGUCGGACAUGGUGUUUUCGAGCUUUUGCUGUCCCGCAAGAGAUCGGGCUACAAACUGGAUCAAUUUAUUGACUCAUUACUUGAAAAUUUGGCAGUACUAAUAAAGGAGAUCUCUGAAAGUACUAAAGAGUGCAAGACUGCAGUGCCGUUUUUAGUGGCACUCAUGCACCAUUCCAUUACGUUCCGUCCAAGUGCGGUACAUGCAUCGGCGCUGAAAGAUUUAUUUCACUUUAUGGUGGAUCUGGUUCGUACCCAUAGAAGCGUUUUAAAAAAACCGUUGAAUGAAUCACCACAGCACCUAGACGUGGAGCCCAAUGUUUUCCAAUAUGAGUUUAUUCGGGUUCUGACAGUGCUAUAUGCAUUUGACACGCUUGAAGAUAGUUUGAAGACGCUUCAAUCACUGUCGCCACAAUUGCAGCUUGCAUUCAUUGAUGACACAUUUUGUGAGGCGUUAGAUGAUCUAUCACGCUAUUCGUUGACAAUUUCCUAUCAGCCGGUUCUGAACGUCAUUUACAAUACGAUGGAAAUGCUAAAUUGUCUGGCGAAUAUGUUUUUAGAAUUACCACAAUUAGCCGCAAAAGUCCCAUGCAAAUGGUGGGAUAACAUGAAAUGUCGAUUUUACCACGUUCUCAACAAAACGACUAGCAACAAUAGCCAAUGUGAAGUUGAUCCAGGAUCCUUGUUUAUACCUGAUGAAACAAAUGUUUACGGCUUGAUCCGAAAUAUGGGUGAUAAUUACAAUGGUCAAUUUAUAUCUCAGCUGGUGAUUAGAAACGAAUCUCAAUCUAUACCCCAGGUAAUCUUAAAAGAGUUCCCUGCGACUGAUGGUAUUACUGAAAAAUCAAUCGACGUGGAGUGGUGGAGCUUGAGGCUUAAGAAGGGAAUUGUGCACCUUUUUGGUAAGUUAGCUAUCAUCUACAAAGGGGAGCCAGUUGAAAAGAACAUGAUCAAAAUUUUAGCCCGAUUAAUGGCCCAAACCCAGGAAGUUUUACUCACGGUGCUUUUGGGACAAGACUCAGAGAACAUACACUUGUAUUACGAAUUAUUUUCAGAGCUACUCAAAUUGAUAUUCCAAGUAUGGCAGGCGAAAGAAUGUGACUUGGGACUAAUACGAGAAGUUGAAUGUGAACUUGUAGUUUGCUUAUGGAGAGUUGUUUUUGGUACGACCACAGAGGAAGGUGCAAACAAAGUGGAAAUGAAAGAGCACAAGACUUUGGUUGAUCGCUUUGAUGAAUUGAGGAUUCAAUCAGAUAUGGAGCUGUUUGAGGAUGCAUUUGAUAAUGAACCAAGUGAUUUUAUACUACAAGAAGUGGAGUCGCAAAGUCUAGAACGAUGCCGAGAGAUUAUGGGCAUUGGAGUGGAGGAUAUUUUGAAAGAAAUGGCUAAAAAAAUGUUGGAGGGGAUAACUUCAAUGGAAGAUGCGGAUGCCUUGUAUUUAGCAAUGAGAGGCAGUGAUGAGGAAAUGACUGCCGAUGUGUAG
Lachancea nothofagi CBS 11611 is the source of this 2130-nucleotide messenger RNA. NCBI's taxonomy places the organism in Eukaryota, Fungi, Ascomycota, Saccharomycetes, Saccharomycetales, Saccharomycetaceae. The record is from the annotation of a GenBank genome assembly.